AUGAUUGACACGCAACACAGCNUUCUUGGUCUAUCUAGCUUUGCAUACUCUUUCUGGUGGCUGGAAGCAAAUCCCAACCCUGUCAAUGAUUCCUAUGGCCGUCACUUCCAACACUUGACUAUUCUCGGUCUGACCUUGGCCACCUUGACUUUUGUGAUCGGAUUGCUUGCGGACAUUACUAUGUCUACGCGCCUGUUCAAAAUCAAGAAUAUCCUCUCUGUCACCAGUGCACCCAUGGAAGUCCUGAUCAGUAUCUUGUACUGGGGUCUCAAAGGAGUCGACGAGAGUCUCGUUCUUCCCGACUGGGCACCCAGGAUUCCCUUUGGUGCGGACUUUUCCUUCCACGCCGCACCUUCAAUCGCACUGAUCCUGGAUCUGCUCUUCUUCUCUCCACCUUACACAGUUUCCGUGCUACCGGCUCUGGGCAUUAGUAGUGGCAUUGCCGUCUCGUACUGGUUCUGGGUCGAGGAAUGCUACAGGCACAAUGGAUGGUAUCCUUAUCCCAUCUUCGAUGUGUUGGGCACUACUGGCAGGGUCGGUCUCUUCGCUGGUAGUGCUGUCGUCAUGACUUGCAGCACUCUCUGUCUGAAGUGGAUGUACAACCGUGUCAAUGUGCAUGCUCAGGAUCUCAAGAACAAGCCCUUGUGA
Molecule: messenger RNA, 648 nt
Organism: Aureobasidium vineae
Lineage: Eukaryota; Fungi; Ascomycota; Dothideomycetes; Dothideales; Saccotheciaceae
Source: the annotation of a GenBank genome assembly